Molecule: messenger RNA, 1083 nt
Organism: Chanos chanos (milkfish)
Lineage: Eukaryota; Metazoa; Chordata; Actinopteri; Gonorynchiformes; Chanidae
Product: pro-cathepsin H
Exons: 12
Coding region: 4-996 (330 amino acids)
Biological process (GO): proteolysis
Molecular function (GO): cysteine-type peptidase activity
Source: RefSeq, a predicted model, not a curated record
AAUAUGGCUGCCACCGUUGUGUGGGUUGCCCUGGUUUGUUUUCAUAUUGUUCGCUGUGCACCCGUUUCUUCAUCUGAUGAUGAAUUUGUCUUCAAAACAUGGAUGUCACAGUACAAUAAAUCCUAUUCACUGGAUGAGUACUACCGUCGGCUACAGAUAUUCACAGAAAACAAGAGAAGAAUAGAAGAGCACAAUGCAGGAGGCCACUCAUUCACAAUGGGAUUGAACCACUUCUCUGAUCUGACCUUCACAGAGUUCAAGAAGGACUUUCUUCUCACAGAGCCUCAGAACUGCUCUGCCACAAGGGGGAGCCACCUCCACAGCUCAGGGCCUUAUCCAGAUGCAGUGGAUUGGAGAAGAAGGGGGAAUUUUGUAACGCCUGUUAAGAACCAAGGUCGCUGUGGUAGCUGCUGGACUUUUUCUACCACUGGCUGCUUAGAGUCUGUCACAGCCAUUGCUACAGGGAAACUUCUGGAACUGUCAGAACAGCAACUGAUUGAUUGUGCCCAGGAUUUCAACAACCAUGGAUGUAUGGGUGGUCUACCCAGUCAGGCAUUUGAAUAUAUUAAAUACACCAAGGGACUGAUGACAGAGGAGGACUAUCCUUACAAAGCCCAUGAUGACACCUGCAAGUUCCAGCCUAGCAUGGCAGCAGCCUUUGUGGAUGAAGUUGUCAACAUAACCAGUUAUGAUGAGAUGGGUAUGGUUGAUGCAGUGGCCAGACUGAACCCUGUGAGUUUUGCCUACGAGGUAACAUCUGAUUUUGUGCACUAUAAGGAUGGUGUAUACAGCAGCACAAACUGUAAGAACACUACUGAGUUUGUGAACCACGCAGUGCUGGCUGCGGGUUAUGGAGAGGAGAAUGGAACUUUGUUUUGGAUCGUGAAAAACUCCUGGGGUACCUCCUGGGGAAAAGACGGGUAUUUCCUUAUUGAGCGAGGGAAAAACAUGUGUGGAUUGGCAGCCUGCUCCUCCUAUCCGCUCCCUCUGGUUUGAUAUGAGAUAUGUAGAGUGUGCAUUGAGGUGAAAAUGAGUAUAACAAAUUUAUUGUUGGGAGUUUGAAUUUCAGCAUUAAAAAUAAAA